UUUUAUUUUUCCCUUUCUCUUUCUUUUCAGUCCCCACACCACGCCCUGUUUGGAUGCUCUAAAAGCGAUCCAAAAGUGGCGCUAACUCUCAUUUUCCGUUUUCUAUUUUGCCGCUUAUUUAUUUACUUCUUGCUCAGUCAACUGAACUGUUGAAGCUUACGUGACUCAGAAAACCUACUUACCUACGUUCUGUGCCGCUGCCGCCGCCGCGUUUUCUUUUUUAUCUUUCUCUCGUUUUCUCCACGACCUAACAGGGCUGGGAUUGGAACAAUGCACGGAAGGUAUGGCGAGAGAUCGAGCGGCGCGGCGCGAGAGAAGCGAGGUUUGGAUUCGGCUUCGGCCGNAGAAGGCCAACCUGAUCGGAAACGACCUGCUUUGGCUAGUGUAAUUGUUGAAGCCCUGAAGGUUGACAGUCUGCAGAAACUUUGCUCAUCACUGGAGCCUAUUCUACGCAGAGUUGUUAGUGAAGAAGUCGAGCGUGCUUUGGCAAAACUAUGCCCCUCCAAGCUUGCUGGCAGGUCUUCCCCAAAGCGAAUAGAAGGCCUUGAUGGCACAAAUUUACAAUUGCAGUUCAAGACCAGGCUGUCCCUUCCCCUCUUCACAGGUGGAAAGGUGGAGGGAGAGCAAGGUUCAGCUGUUCAUAUCGUUUUAAUUGAUGCAAACACUGGCAAUAUUGUCACAUCAGGGCCAGAGUCAUGUGUCAGGCUAGAUGUUAUUGUACUGGAGGGAGAUUUCAAUAACGAGGAUGAUGAUAAUUGGACUGAAGAAGAAUUUGAUAGUCAUAUUGUGAAAGAGCGGGAAGGAAAAAGGCCUCUUCUAACUGGUGAUCUGCAAAUCACACUUAAGGAAGGGGUAGGAACACUGGGUGAGCUUACAUUUACGGACAACUCUAGCUGGAUAAGGAGUAGGAAGUUCAGGUUGGGCCUGAAAGUUGCCUUGGGUUGCUGCGAUGGAAUGCGUAUCCGUGAAGCCAAAUCAGAACCUUUCACUGUUAAGGAUCAUCGCGGAGAAUUAUACAAGAAGCACUACCCUCCUGCCUUGAAUGACGAGGUCUGGAGACUGGAGAAAAUUGGCAAGGAUGGCUCAUUUCACAAAAGGCUAAAUAAAGCUGGAGUAUAUACUGUUGAAGACUUCUUAAGACUUGUGGUCAGAGACCCUCAGAGAUUGCGGAAUAUCCUUGGAAGCGGCAUGUCAAAUAAGAUGUGGGAUAUUCUUGUUGAACAUGCCAAGACUUGCGUUCUCAGUGGAAAACAUUAUGUGUACUAUCCUGAAGAUGCAAGAAAUGUGGGUGUUGUUUUCAACAAUAUUUAUGAAUUAAGUGGCUUAAUUGCCAACGAUCAAUUUUACUCAGCUGAUUCUCUCUCUGAGAAUCAAAAGGUUUAUGUAGACACGUUGGUGAAGAAAGCAUAUGAUAAUUGGAUGCACGUUAUCGAGUAUGAUGGGAAGUCUCUGGUAAAUGACAUUGAGGAUAAGACUUUGGACACUGCUCAUCCUCAGGCACCAAUGACUUCCCAUGAAUAUUCAAACUCCCUUCAACAGAUGUCCAUCCCAGCUUUGGCACUUCCAGGACAUGCUGGCCAGCCUUCAAUGGAUUCAGGAGUAACAGUUGGAGGUUAUCAUGAUGGAACAACUUCUAGAUUCUCCUUGCAACCACAUAAUCCUAGUCUUAACUCUUCCAUUCAGUUUGAUGAUAACGCAUUUUCUCUACAAAACCAGUUGAUGAGUGUUCCACACCAUGCCCAACUUCCAAGAAAUGAGAAUGGACUAACUGUUGGUCCUGAACAAUCAUCUACACAUGGCUUUGACCCUGUCAGCAUUUCAAAUCCUACUUAUAGAGGAGUUGAAGAAUACUUCCCCGAGGAAGAAAUUCGUAUUAGAAGUCACGAGAUGCUAGAAAAUGAAGAUAUGCAGCAUCUACUCCGUAUGUUUAACAUGGGGGGCCAACCAAAUCCUACCUUUAAUGGCCAUGAUGAUGGGUACCCUAGUUCAUCUACAUACGUUUCUGCAAACCCCAUGGGCUACAAUUUUGAUGAUGAACCAAAUCGUUCCUCAGGCAAAGCUGUUGUAGGCUGGCUCAAGCUGAAGGCAGCAUUAAGAUGGGGGAUUUUUAUUCGGAAGCAAGCUGCUGAGAGACGGGCACAACUUGUUGAAUUGGACGACCCAUAGAGAUCUUUAAUGAACUGACCGAUAGUUUUUUCUAGUUAUAGCAUUCAAGGCUUCUUUGCUGACAUUCCGAAUUGUUCUCAUGCUAUAUUUCACAGCAUGAGAAAGGAUAUGAAAUCUGGAUUGAACUA
Vigna radiata var. radiata (mung bean) is the source of this 2294-nucleotide messenger RNA. Its product is annotated as calmodulin-binding protein 60 D. Gene Ontology annotation, molecular function: DNA-binding transcription factor activity; calmodulin binding; sequence-specific DNA binding. Gene Ontology annotation, cellular component: nucleus. The transcript has 8 exons. The record is from RefSeq and is a predicted model, not a curated record. Lineage: Eukaryota; Viridiplantae; Streptophyta; Magnoliopsida; Fabales; Fabaceae. The coding region runs from base 271 to 2166 and encodes 631 amino acids. Gene Ontology annotation, biological process: regulation of salicylic acid biosynthetic process.